UUCAAAUUUCACUAUUUAGUUUUGUUUCUAGGUCGAGUGCUAUACAAUCAAAACGAAUUUGAGCGUUAAAUUUCGUUACAUUCGUAGGAGAUUUUUCCGGAUCAUUUUUCCGGUUCCUGUGUCUUUUUGUUGUUCUUGUGGUAACCUUCUUGCUGUUCGCGCGCAAUUGGAGCAUGACGGUGCCAAGCUUAAGUGGCAAAGUAGAUUAAAGGAUUUCUUCUGGGAUUAUAACACAGGAUUAGAUUUUGGAUUUUAUCUAGUCAUCGAUCUCUGUGUUUUAUAUGAUCAUAAAAUCGGGAAGGGUAAGAGUUUCUUGUGAUGAAGGGUUGGUAGGAAAAAGGGACCGGAAAGAAAAUGGCUUUGUUUACAACAAUGUUACAACUGGAAGUUUAUUUGGUUGUCAUUCUGCACGCAUCAACAGGUAUGCGGAUAGAGUAGCCAAAGAGAAGCGAAGGAGCGUCAGCGGAUGACGCACUGAGGCGUACUUGAAAAAUGGAGAAUUCGCGAUUAGACGAGGAUGUGUACGGGCAGCUGAUCGUGUUGGGGUAUAACGGGUCGGACAGCGUGCCCUACCUGCAGAACGGGCCGUCGGGGGCCUCCUCGGCAGCCGCCGCGGCGUCGGCCGUCACCAUGAUUUCCACGCGCUACCUGCUGCGGCGCAAAGCCCGCCCCAACGGCGUGGUGCCCUCAGCCAGACACUACGUCGUCACCGACCCGGCCAUGUCGCAGUCGAUGCGGGAACGGCGCCACUUCGUCUCCUACGUGAAAUCUCAGACGGAAACCACCAUCCACGAGUACCAGUCCGAUCCCUUCACCGACAUGUUCCAGGUGGGCCGCUCCACCGAUCGCCCCAUCGACGUCACCGUCAAGGACACCCGCUGUCUGGACGCCGACGCCGAGGAAGUGGCCUCCGACGCCCGCCACCCGCACUCCGCGCCGGCCGGCCAUGCUCACCCCAACAAUCACGCUCAACAUCAGCAGCGCGACAGCACGAUUUCCCGCUUCGCCUGCCGUCUGCUGGUCAACCGCACCCCGCCCUUCCUCCCGCGGGUGCUGGCCGCCGGGUUCGACAACCACCGCAAUAUAUCGCUGGGGGAGAAAGCCCCCAAAUGGAUCACGGAGGGCGGGAUGGAUGGAUUGACCACAAACGGUGUUCUCAUAUGGCAUCCUCCAUCAUGGGGCGAUUUGAGUGGCGAGGCCCCGCAGUGGUUGGAGGUGUCGGUGCGCGGCUCUGUAUUAGCGCUGCGAUCCAGUCGAUCGGCUAAAGUGCGCGGUCAGCCGUUGGCUAACGAAAGCAACGUGCUGCGCGACGGCACAUUAAUUGAUCUCUGCGGCGUAACGCUGCUGUUCCGCAGCCGAGACGGAUUGGAGCAGGGACCGACUGUCCGCCAGUUGGAAGAUCGUUUGGCCUUGCUGAAUGCUGAUCGGCCACAGUGUCCGGUGGGCAUGAACACUUUGGUCAUUCCCAAACAGCGCAAUCCGGCCGCCAUCCGAAGCAACGAGCAGCCUUACAUUUACAUGACAUGCGGUCACGUGCAAGGGCGCCAUGGUUGGGGCGAUCAGCCCAACAAACUGAAGAAAUGUCCUAUAUGCUUUAAAGAUGGAACCAUUGUUCGGUUAUGUAUGGGAAUGGAGCCGGGCUUCUAUAUUAGCUCGAACACGGAUCCAACCCAUGCUUUCAAUCCCUGCGGUCAUAUGGCUCCUCUGGAGACGUGCGAAUAUUGGAGUCGGAUUUCUUUCCCGCACGAAGCCAGUGCGUAUAAGCCUUCCAGUGCGGCGUGCCCCUUCUGCAUCAGCAUGCUGGACACCAAGUGUCCCUUUGUGCGUAUCAUCUUCCCAUGAGCCGUGAACUAACUGGUGCCCGUUAUGCAGUCGCCCCUUGGUACUGCUCCGUUGAUUAAUGGAUGGAUGAAUGUCUGAGUUUAGUGUAUUGAUGUUUUUGUGGCAAAUGGACCAAAUGCUGUACGCGGGUGGACAGCCAGAGUUUUUCCUGGUUUUGCUUUUUUGUCUGAAAUUCGGGAGGUGUUAGUGGUUGAUUGGUGGGUUGUGGCAGGGGUGCGGUUUUUAUUAGUAUUUUUACUAGUCACGUGUUGUAUAGCGUUGCCCCUUCCCCUUUUUGACGCUCUGCGGUUUUCUGCUUACCCUGUAAUUUCGUGGGUGGAAACUUGGAAAGCGGUUUUACUUGUUGCAAAAUUAUGAUUAAGAAGAGAAUAUCAUUGC
Messenger RNA from Paramacrobiotus metropolitanus, 2220 nucleotides. RefSeq names its product protein pellino-like. Gene Ontology annotation, molecular function: ubiquitin protein ligase activity; protein binding. Bases 493 to 1842 code for a protein of 449 amino acids. Gene Ontology annotation, biological process: protein polyubiquitination; regulation of Toll signaling pathway. The record is from RefSeq and is a predicted model, not a curated record. Lineage: Eukaryota; Metazoa; Tardigrada; Eutardigrada; Parachela; Macrobiotidae. The transcript has 12 exons.